AUGGAAGCCGUCUUUGUCAAAAUUGGUCUCUCUGAACAGAAGGCCAAGGACACUGUCAAGAACAAAAAGCUUGCACCACUCCUCGAGGCUGUCAUUGACGAAGCCAAUGUCCGCGACUCUGGUUGUGACAAGGAUCAAGGCAACUUGCUGUAUCAACUCGCGUCCACCAUUACCAAGGAUGCUCUUCCCCACCGUGCCUACAUUGUGAACAGCAUCAUGGCUGGCGAUUUGAAGACGGCUGAUCAGGUGUCAGCCGCGAUCAAGUAUCUUGAAGAUGUCCAGGAACCUAUCAACAAGGAGGAAUUCAAUGCUGCAGCUGGUGUUGGUGUUGUUGUCACCCCUGAGCAAAUCAAGGAUGCCGUUGCCAAGUACAUUGAAUCCAACAAAGAGAACAUUGUCACCAAUCGUUAUCGUUUACUCGGCCCUACCUUGGCAACUACUCGUAAGAUGCCUGAGCUUCGAUGGGCAGAUGGUGUCAGCGUCAAGAACGAAGUCGAGGCUCAAUUCCUUGCAUUGUUGGGUCCCAAGGAUGAACGUGAUGCUCCUCAAAAGAAGAAGAAAGAGAAGAAGGAACCUGCCAAGCAGCAGCAGCAGCAGCAAAAGAAGAAGGAAGAGACCAAGGAAGUGGAUUUGUCCAAGAUCUUCUUCGAAGGCGAACUUGCAAAGCUUCAUAAGCCUGGCGGCAACAAGCAGAUCAAGCCUGAAUUGAUGGAAGAGCACUUGAAGGCUACUGGUGGCAAGGUGUAUACUCGUUUCCCUCCUGAACCUAAUGGCUACUUGCACAUUGGCCACGCAAAGGCUAUCAAUGUCAACUUUGGUUACGCCAAGGCACACAAUGGUGUUUGCUAUUUGAGAUACGAUGAUACGAAUCCCGAGGCAGAGGAAGAAAAGUACUUUUUGUCCAUCUUGGAGACCGUAAAGUGGUUGGGCUUUGAACCUUUCAAGAUCACCUAUUCCAGCGAUUACUUCCACGAGUUGUAUGAUCUUGCCGUCAAGUUGAUCAAGAAGGGUCUUGCUUACACAUGUCAGUGUACCGGUGAAGAGAUCCACGCACAUCGUGGUGGUGAUAAUGGUGGUGCACGUACCGCCUGUGUUCAUCGUGAUCGUCCUAUUGAAGAAACGCUUGAACAAUUCCAAAAGAUGAAGGAAGGUCGUUACAAGGAAGGUGAAAUCACUCUCCGUAUGAAGAUGAACCUUGAAAGUGGCAAUCCUCAGUUCUGGGAUUUGAUCGCUUAUCGUGUCCUUUUCACUCCUCAUCAUCGAACUGGCUCUGAAUGGUGCAUUUAUCCUACUUACGACUUCACCCAUUGCUUGGUCGACUCUUUUGAAAACAUUUCCCAUUCGCUUUGCACCACCGAGUUCAGACAAUCACGUGAGAGUUACUACUGGCUUUGCGAUGCUGUCGAGGUUUACAAGCCUGUGCAGUGGGAAUAUGGUCGUUUGAAUGUCACUGGUACCAUCAUGUCCAAGAGAAAGAUUCUCAAGCUCGUUACCAACAACUAUGUCCAUGGAUGGGAUGAUCCUCGUAUGUAUACUUUGGUUGGUAUUCGACGCCGUGGUGUGCCACCAGAAGCCAUCAACAGCUUUGUAUUGGAAUUGGGUGUGACUACAGCUAAGAGCACAAUCGACGUUUUACGAUUCGACAGCAAGGUUCGCGAUUACCUUGACAAGACGGCACCACGUACUAUGGUUGUGAUGGAUCCUAUCAAGGUGACCAUUGAGAACUUGGCGGAUGAUUAUUUGGAAUGGGUGCAAGUCCCCAACAUGCCUCGCAAGCCCGAGUUUGGCGAACACAAGAUUCCUUUCACCAACACCUUUUACAUUGACUCUUCUGAUUUCCGUGAAGUGGAUUCCAAAGAUUAUUACCGCCUUGCUCCAGGCAAAUCAGUGGGUCUUUUGCAUGUUCCUCGCCCUGUCAAAUGUGUUCAGGUGAAGAAGGAUGCCAAUGGCAAGGUGACCGAACUUGUGUGCCGUUAUGAGAACGAAGGUGAAUUCAAAAAGCCAAAGACCUAUAUUCACUGGGUGGGUGAAGCACCUGCACAUGGAUCCCCUGUCAAACUUGAUGAAGUGCGCUUGUACGAACCUCUCUUCAAGCAUGCCAAUCCUGAUGAUGCUGAAGGUGGUUUCUUGAAUGAUAUCAAUCCCGAUUCGCUUCAGGUGGUCAAGGGCGCUUUGGCUACUGUUGGCAUUUAUUCACAGAUUGAGGAAUGGAUCAAAAAGACCGAGGGCCACAACAAGGAAAGCAUGCGAUGGCAGUUUGUGCGUACAGGUUACUUCUGCCUUGACUAUGAUACCGAGUUGGAUGUUGCAAAGGUGGUUGCAGGCAAUACAAAGGAGGCUAUUUCUCGUCUUGUGGUCAACCGGACUGUCACUCUUAGGGAAGAUGCCGGCAAAUCAAGCUAG
Lichtheimia ornata is the source of this 2403-nucleotide messenger RNA. RefSeq names its product glutamine-tRNA ligase. Gene Ontology annotation, biological process: translation; glutaminyl-tRNA aminoacylation. Bases 1 to 2403 code for a protein of 800 amino acids. Gene Ontology annotation, molecular function: ATP binding; glutamine-tRNA ligase activity. The transcript is spliced from 4 exons. Gene Ontology annotation, cellular component: cytosol; cytoplasm. Lineage: Eukaryota; Fungi; Mucoromycota; Mucoromycetes; Mucorales; Lichtheimiaceae. The record is from RefSeq and is a predicted model, not a curated record.